This is a messenger RNA of Pogoniulus pusillus (Red-fronted tinkerbird), 3656 nucleotides long. RefSeq names its product SKI family transcriptional corepressor 2 (gene SKOR2). The record is from RefSeq and is a predicted model, not a curated record. Lineage: Eukaryota; Metazoa; Chordata; Aves; Piciformes; Lybiidae. Gene Ontology annotation, biological process: negative regulation of BMP signaling pathway; negative regulation of transcription by RNA polymerase II. The transcript has 9 exons. Gene Ontology annotation, cellular component: transcription regulator complex; nucleus. Gene Ontology annotation, molecular function: DNA-binding transcription factor activity, RNA polymerase II-specific; SMAD binding; RNA polymerase II cis-regulatory region sequence-specific DNA binding. Bases 256 to 2883 code for a protein of 875 amino acids.
UCUCCGUGAGGGGAGGGGGCCAGGGAAGGGGGCGGCUUCCCCGCACAGCUUGCAGGGCGCUGCCUGGCUGCUAGAAGGCGUCCGAGACCCGACCCACCCUCGGCACAGCCGCCGCAACAGAGGCGGAAGACAAACUUACGCGCAGCGCAGCGAUCGCAGAAAGCGGCCCAGAGCCGGCCGCCCCUCUGCUCCGGGAGGGGCCCAUGGAAUUCGGGAGAGCAGCUGAAGCUGAGCAGCACCCCCGGCACUGAGACAAUGGCGACGAGCCCGCUGCCCGGCCCCACGGACAUCUUGCUGCCCUCGCCGUCCAGCACGUACCCGCCGGACCCCAUGAACCAGCCGAGGGCCGGACACGCCACCAUGAAGCCCAAUCAGGUGGGGCAGGUGAUCCUCUACGGCAUUCCCAUCGUCUCUCUGGUCAUCGACGGGCAGGAGCGGUUGUGUCUAGCGCAGAUCUCCAACACUCUCCUUAAAAACUUCAGCUACAACGAGAUCCAUAACCGGCGGGUGGCUCUGGGCAUCACUUGCGUGCAGUGCACACCAGUGCAGCUGGAGAUCCUUCGGCGGGCUGGGGCCAUGCCCAUCUCCUCCCGCCGCUGCGGUAUGAUCACAAAGCGAGAAGCAGAAAGGCUCUGCAAGUCCUUCCUGGGAGAGAACCGGCCUCCCAAACUGCCAGAUAACUUCGCCUUCGACGUGUCCCACGAGUGCGCCUGGGGCUGUCGCGGCAGCUUCAUUCCGGCCCGCUAUAACAGCUCCAGGGCCAAGUGUAUCAAGUGCAGCUACUGCAGCAUGUAUUUUUCGCCCAACAAGUUCAUCUUUCACUCCCACCGCACUCCUGACGCCAAGUAUACUCAGCCCGACGCCGCCAACUUCAACUCCUGGCGCCGUCACCUCAAGCUCACCGAUAAAAGCCCCCAGGACGAGCUGGUCUUCGCCUGGGAGGACGUCAAGGCCAUGUUCAACGGCGGCAGCCGUAAGCGGGCCUUGCCGCCCGCUCCUCCUGCCCCCGCCGCAGCCGCCCCUGCAGCCUGCCACCCGCUGGGCUCGGUGAAGGCGGCGGCUGCUGUAGUAGGCGGCGGGUUGCUGAGUCCGCACCUCCUGGCAGCCCCUCCUGAGCUGCACCAGAAAAGGCCGCGCUUUGAGGACGACGAGGAGCUGCAGGAGGCCGUGGCAGCGGCGGCAGCAGGGCACGGCGGCAAAAGCCCGCGGAGCUACCCGGUCAUCCCGGUGCCCAGCAAGGGCUCCUUCGGCGGCGUGCUCCAGAAGUUCCCCGGAUGCGGGGGACUCUUCCCGCACCCCUACGGUUUCCCCGCCGCCGCCUUCGGCCUCUGCCACAAGAAAGAGGAAGGCGGCGGAGGUGCCGAUGCGCUCGGCGGGGCGGCGGCACACAAAGCUGGCGGGGGGGCGGCGGCAGGGAGCGGCCUCUCAGGGCUCUUCUGGCCGGGCAGAAAGGACGCCGCCUUCUACCCGCCCUUCUGCAUGUUCUGGCCGCCCCGCACACCGGGCGGGCUGCCGGUACCCACCUACCUGCAGCCGCCCCCGCAGCCCCCCGGGGCCCUGGGCUGCUCACUGGGCGACGGGGCGGGCCUACUGCGCCAGGCUUUCCUGGACCUCUCGGAGCCCGGCGGCGAGGGCAGUACCGCGGGACUGGGCACGCCGCCCGCCACCGCCGCCCCCCCGCCCGCUCCGGCCGCCGCCGCCGCUGGCGGCUCGCGGGACCCGCUCUUCGAGUCGCCCCCUGGCGGCGCGGAGCCCGCCUCACCCGCUGCCUCUGAGAGCGGCGGCGGCAGCGGCGGUGGGCGCGUCCCGCCGCAUCACCCACACCUGCUAGAAGCGGUGGCCGGCCGUAAGGCGAGCGGCGGGUACCACCACUCCAGCGCCUUCCGACCGGUGGGCGGUAAGGAGGACUCGGAGAGCUUGGCCAAGCUGCACGGCGGGGGCCCGCCCCGUGCUGCCUCACCGCCGCCCCUGCAGCUGUUACUGCCGCCGCCGCCGCCUCCUGAGGACGCGGGAUGCGAGCGGCACCCGCUCCCUCCGCCGCCGCACCCCUCGCACCGCCUCCUUUCGCCCGGUGGCACCAGCUGCAGCUUCGCCAGUGAGGACAGCAGCGACGAGGACGACGAGGACGAGGAGGAGGAGGACGAGCCCGAAGUGGACGUUGAGGAGCACAAGGCCCCCGAGGAGGAUGAGGACGAGGAGGAGGGCGAGGAAGAGACGCGUGGUGGAGAUUCCUUGGCGGCCGGUGUCCGCUUCCCGCCCAGCCGUGGUCUGCAGGAGAAGAGCGGCCGGGAGCGCCCAGCCAGCGGUCCCUUUCCCCGGCCAGCAGCUGAAGAGAAGCCGGGAGAAGGGCAGGCCCCGUCGGGGCCGCCUCCCGGGGCUUCCCGGGCAGGCAGCGGCGACAGCAGCCCAGCGCAUCACCCAUGCCUGGAGGAGCAGACCCCGUACAAAGAUAAUCAGAAGAGCAAGGAGAGUAACCAGGUCAUCUUGCCUACAAAAGAGGACACCUUCUCAGAUAAGAACAAGGAGCAUAAUUUUUUCAUCACUGAUUCAGAGCCUUCAGGAGGAGACUUCUGGAGAGAUUUAGCAGGUGAACACAUACAAGAAACCAAUUCACCUCAUUCUCUGAAGAAGGACGUAGAAAACAUGGGGAAAGAAGAACUCCAGAAGGUUUUGUUUGAACAGAUCGACUUACGGAGGAGACUAGAACAGGAAUUCCAGGUGUUGAAAGGAAACGCAUCUUUCCCAGUCUUCAAUAAUUUUCAAGAUCAGAUGAAGCGGGAACUGGCAUACAGAGAAGAAAUGGUACAGCAGCUACAAAUUAUUCCCUAUGCAGCAAGCUUGAUCAGAAAAGAAAAGCUUGGUGCACACCUCAGCAAAAGCUAAAGAAGCACAGAAUCUUUUGCAGCUGUUACCUUGUAAGUUACAACCCACCACUCAGAAACCUGACUUGUAUAGAGACUGAGAAAACGGAAGGGCUUGGGGAUUUAAAGAACAAACAAAUCGGGUUCCUCUCAACCCAAGGACAAGUGACCUCAAAGCAUCAUGGACAACCAUGUAAAAUAGAAUGUAGCAGCUAUUUAUUAGUAAAAACAAAACAAACAAACAACAAAAAAAAAAGGAAAAGAAAACAACAAAAAAAGAACCCAACAAAAAAAAAUAUAACAAAAGAAAAAAAAUUAAAUGCCCAUCCUGGAUCUUUUUUGGUGGUACCAAAGUUUAAGUCUUUGUGUUUUUAGAACUACUGAACUUGAUAGAGAAAAUGCUUUCAAUGAAUUGUACAGAUGAGCUGUGAAAGGAACUGCUGAGCCUUUCAGCGCUGCAAGCAACGACGGCGUCUGCCAGUUCAUCUUUUACUUUUGAGUAGUGAUUGUUUUAUGUUAACAAAUGCACAUCCAACCAGAUGGGCCAGAACCACAUUUGGAUGGAUUAAUGGGGAUAAAGCAGCAUUAGCCAUACACAGUGCUUUUUAAAAGCAGACUGAAAAAUUCUCACACCCUUUUCCCUCGGCCCUUUGCUCCUCUUGUAUUUUGCCUGCUGUAUGAAUUACGAUUGUACUCCACUGGAAAUAUUUUACAAUUUAAUAUUGAGUGUAAUUAAGAAUAUAAUCACUGUUAUCAAAAAAGGUAUUUAACUCUGUUGUAGUUUCUUUAUCAUUC